Messenger RNA from Daktulosphaira vitifoliae (grape phylloxera), 2600 nucleotides. It is a transcript of the gene Sox21a, whose product is annotated as transcription factor sox-2. Gene Ontology annotation, molecular function: RNA polymerase II cis-regulatory region sequence-specific DNA binding; DNA-binding transcription factor activity, RNA polymerase II-specific. NCBI's taxonomy places the organism in Eukaryota, Metazoa, Arthropoda, Insecta, Hemiptera, Phylloxeridae. Bases 102 to 1097 code for a protein of 331 amino acids. Gene Ontology annotation, biological process: cell differentiation; anatomical structure morphogenesis; regulation of DNA-templated transcription. The transcript has 2 exons. The record is from RefSeq and is a predicted model, not a curated record.
UUGGACGUCGUCACGGUUGGCCUUUUGUCGCAACAGUCACAUUGAGAACUGGCGCAAUUCAUUCGGUUACCACAAGAAGACGUGUUAAGCUGGCAACUGAUAUGAACAAAAUAACGGCCGUUACGGCGGCCACUUUGCUGUUGCAGCAGCAGCAGCAACAGCCGAGACACCAUCGGCAUCAAGAACGCGGAAAUCAAAUUUCACACGGUGUAACAAGUAGAAACCACGUCGAUGGUCGUACGACUCCGAUAUCCGAUUGUUCGAAUCAACAGUCAAUUCACAUAAAAAGACCAAUGAACGCGUUUAUGGUGUGGUCCAGAGGACAGCGGCGCAAAAUGGCUCAGGAAAAUCCCAAAAUGCACAACUCGGAGAUCAGCAAAAGACUAGGGGCAGAAUGGAAAUUGCUAACUGAACCACAAAAACGACCUUUCAUUGACGAAGCCAAGAGAUUGAGGGCACUUCACAUGAAAGAACAUCCCGACUACAAAUAUCGCCCACGUCGAAAGCCCAAGGCGAUGGUUCAAAAGAAAGAGCAAAUAUCCAACUGUCCAACUAGCGGCAAGGGAUGUACGGUGCCCUAUUCCGUACGCGACUUGGUUCCGCAAGAGUCGAUUGAGGCAACAGGACCCCCCGAGCAUACCGGAGCGGCCGUGGUGAAAUUCCCACGCGCAUACUUUUCCCCGUAUCACCAUCACCCUCACCAUUACCAGCCGUCUUUCUACCAUCAGGUCGCUAAAGAUCUGUCGGUAAAUGCAGCUGUCGGAAGCAACGAGACCACCGGAAAAACCGUCCACGAUUUGGCUCUACACGCACUUUAUGAAAGUUCGCUAUACUCGCGUGCCGUAUCGUUGGCUACCGCGUGGCCCAUUAUGACUGCCGCCGCAGCUGCCACGGCCACUGCCACUCUUUGUCCCGUCAACUGCACAGAAUGCAGUGACAGGCCACCACUUUCCGUACACGAAUCGUCGCGGUCCUCCUCAUCGUCGCCACCGCACCCGCCGUCGUCUUCCACAGCGUCGCCCACUUCACUUGUCAAGCGUCCAAUUGCGUUGGUCGUUAAACAAGAUCUUAUGCCGCCUCCUCAACACGUCAUAUGAAAGCCAUUGCCGGUUCUACCGGAACCGGCUCCUUCUGUUCCCGCCGAAAUUCAUUGCAACAGCAACUGGUCUCGACGACAGUGGUCACCGUCCUCGCCUUCGUCUCCAACGUCUUUGGCGUCAUUCCCACAACCACCAUUAAUGCCAACCCAACCGCCAACACCUUGGUGGUUACAACAACUUCAGCAACAGUUGAUCAUGUGCAACAGGAACGCGAUCCGUACAACAGAAUCGCCAGAUCGUAGGAUCGAAUAGGUUAACUACCAAAAAUCAAAAUGCAUUUAAUUAUAUACAAAUGGUACUUAAAUUAUUUAACUCUAUACGAGGUGCUAUUGCGUGUAGUGAUCGCUCUUAUUUAAGUUUUCUGAUAUAUUUACUCAAAUAACGAUUAUUUCCGGCUCAGAAAGUAAUACAGCGUGAACCAGAUCUAAUUGACAGCUCUUGAUAACUUUUGAUACAAUUAAUAUUUCGUCUAGAUUUUCAAAAAUAAUUUAUACAUUCUUAGACCACGUUAAAAUGAUAUUUUUUGUUAUUUAUUUUUUAAAAUAAUAAUAAUUAAAACAUUUCUAUUUUUUAGUUAUGAGAGUUGUCAGUUAGAACUGGUCUACUCUGUACAUGAACAUGAUUUUGAUUGGAAAAAUAAAUAACAAUUAACUUACAAGUCACUUUACCACUCGACGUGAACUUCUAAAGUGUUUUCAGUUAUUUUACUUUAUCACUUCUGUACGAAUAUUAAAUUAAAGUGAAACACCAGUAACAACAGUCUCAAAUACUUAAAAAAUAAUAAAGAUAUAACAUCAAAGUGAACGCGUAUCUUAUGUUUUUACGCUGACACUAAUGACACAUAAAUUUGUUGCAACUUGUACAAUCAAAACGCAUUAGCUGUUACUGUGACAGUCUUUAUAAACUUUUAAAUGUUGACACAUUUUACAUAAGAAAAGUUGUUGUGCGUACAGAUAAGAGUAUACGAUAACCUUAAGUUGAUUGACUGGUCUAUUGUGUUUUUAGAGUCAUUUUUAUAAUUAUAUUGUACUUUUGAUUUAUCGCGAAAAAUCAAUUCAAUUUAUAAAUAAGUUAUUCUUAUAAAUACAUUUCUAUAACAAACAAAUGUGAAAUAAAUUUUCUAAAUGAAUAAUAUUCGUACGCAGAGAAAUCAAUAAUACUUCUGUCAUCCAUUUUAAAUUAGUUCAUGAAUAUAAUAGUCUUUUUACAGACUCAUUGUCGAAUAACGUAACAAAAAUAAAAUAUUUUAUUUUUAUAAAACUGAUUACAUUUAUAGAAGGCAAAGUAUAUCCAUUCAUAUGAUAAAAUUCAUUUACAAUGACCCACCCGUUGUACAAACAAUCUAAUUCAUUUAAAUUAUCUAGUUAACGCCAUAAAUACAUUUAUCAUGUAUACUAGUUAAAACAUAACAUAUUGUUUUUUAUGUAAAAUAUUUUUUCACGAAUCGUGCAAUAGUAACAUUGUAAUGUCUUAAAUUAAUAUAUUUUUGUUUUUUAUCUA